Cuculus canorus (common cuckoo) is the source of this 2968-nucleotide messenger RNA. RefSeq names its product solute carrier family 51 subunit alpha (gene SLC51A). Gene Ontology annotation, biological process: bile acid and bile salt transport. Gene Ontology annotation, molecular function: transporter activity. NCBI's taxonomy places the organism in Eukaryota, Metazoa, Chordata, Aves, Cuculiformes, Cuculidae. The record is from RefSeq and is a predicted model, not a curated record. The coding region runs from base 1717 to 2736 and encodes 339 amino acids. The transcript has 9 exons. Gene Ontology annotation, cellular component: plasma membrane; endoplasmic reticulum membrane.
GGGUGUGUGUUAUACCUUGGACACAGAGCCUUCAGGCUCCUGGGGUGCCCACAUCCCUCACCUCCACGAGGUGGUUGCAGUGAGGGCACAGGAGGAUGUGUAGCCAGCUGUGACAAUGGCAUCUGUGCAGGCAGCACCAUCUUGCUAUGCUGCAAGUCCCCUGCUUCAGCCUAUCCUCCCAGACCACCGCUGCAGGAGACAGGAGGGGAGACUGUGUCCCUCCAGCUCCUGAGGCUGCCCCACCACGGAGCAGCCCCUGUUCCCCCUCACCCUACCUAGCUGGGGGAGCCUCAGGUUGACUAUGCUGAGCAGGACCAAGUAGGUGAGAGCCAGGAGGAAGAGGAUGGUGGUGGAGCUGGGGACCAGCAGUGCGAUGUGCAGAGCCAGCCAGCUGCACCUGCAAGUAGAGGGACAGGGAGGAUGGGGCUGGGGUCAGGCCCUGGGGCUGCCACGGGGUAGGUGGCGAUCGGAGAGAGAGCCUUGGGGUGCUCAGCCACAGGGACUGCUGGAGCUGGACGGCACAGGGGGAAAGAGAACACAGAUCCAGGCUAUUUGAGCUGAUGCCUGGUUCUAACAUCUCGGUGAUGCUGCUGUGGAACACCAGCUCUGCUGCCUCAUAUCUCCGGGAUGGGGCUUGGCCCGUGGCUAUGUGGUCACUUAUGAGAAGGAGACCAGCAAGCCUGGGUAGAUUAAAGGGCUGAAAUGAAGGGGGAUGAGAAGGCCCAUGGUGGGCUGGGCAGCUGCAAGGCCCUGGCCUCACAGGUUGGAUGGCAUCCUGCUCUCAUGGCACCCACAGAGCAAUAAAUCCCCUUAUUCCAUUCCUGUGGCAAGCACAGUAUCCCCUCUUCUCCCCCACCCAUCCCAUUCCCAUGACAACAGCAGCAUCCUGCUCCCACCUCAGCAGCAUUCUGGGGACCCUUUUAGGGUGCCAGUUUUACUCUGGCUUCAGCAGGACCCCACUGCCAGAGGGACAAAGGGUGGAGUCUCUAAGGUCCUUGGGGAUGCAGUAGAAACCAGUGCUCAUUUUCCUCGGGGUUCUGGGAGGACACCAGGAGCAAUGGGCAUUUCUGGGACCCAUGAGGAUGCUGGGAUCCAUGUAGGUCAAGGAUACACUGCUCCCCUUGCCUAAUGCCCAGCUCUCCACUCAAUGUUCCUGCCCCCCCCAGGCCUAGGCUGUGCUUCUGGUGCUGAGCCUCCCUGCCCUCUAGCGUCAGAGGAGCCACUUCCCUGGGCUGCUGGGAGCUGAGCCCUAGCAAACUCCUCACACAGCCUGCACAACCAUGGCAAGCUUCCCAGGGCCCCGCAGCAUCACCUCCCACCCGGCCAUUGCUGCUGAGGGGACACGAGGAUGUGUCCUGGACCCUUCACGGCACCAUGGGGACAAGACCAUCUCUGGUCCGGCCAAGGGGACUGCCUCACCCCAGCACAGGUGCUCUGCUCUCUAAGAUGUGGGUGAUGACCGCCUCCCCCAGCACCCUGGGUCAAUAACCUGCUGGCCAAGGCGCUUGCGGAGCUGUGACGGUGUAGGGGCACGCCAAUGGCUGCCUGCAGUGGCGGGAGAGGGAGGGGAGCGCCGGAGGCUGCUGGUUAAACUGGAACUCCUCGCAGUCCCUGCCCUGGGGACUCUGAACCCGUAGGCUGGAGAGAGGAGCCAAGGCAGGCGGUGCCAAGCAGCCCUGCAGCUGCUGGGAAGGAGCCAGGGAGGAACAGAGCAGGAUGGAUCCCACUAUGGAGUUGGCAGAAGACCCCAGGUUCCCCCGCCCACUGGUGGAGAUGCUGAUCAGGAACUUCAGCGUGCCAGCAGCCUGCUUCUCCCUGCCACCCACCUCCCGGCAGCUGCUCCAGUACCUGGACAUGGCCCAACUCACCAUCAUGGGCCUUGCCACCAUCAUGACAUUGCUGUCAGUCACAAUCUUUGUGGAAGAAGCUUUCUACCUCACCCGUAAGAUUCGCUGCCCCAUCAAGAUGAAGACUCUCUGCUGGAGUAGCUCAGCCCCUGUGGUUGUGUCUGUAAUCAGCUGUUUUGGGCUGUGGAUCCCACGCUCCAUGAUGGUGGUGGAGAUGGCUACCACAGCGUACUUUGCCAUCUGUUUCUACCUCCUGAUGCUGGUCAUGGUGGAGGGCUUUGGCGGGAAGGAAGCAGUGCUCAGCACCUUGAAGGAUGUGCCCAUGGUGAUCAGCACUGGGCCCUGCUGUUGCUGCUGCCCCUGCCUGCCCCGGAUCACCAUGAGCAAGAAAAAGCUUCAUCUGCUGAUGCUGGGGACUUUCCAGUAUUCCUUCUUCCGAGUGGUUGCCGUCUUCCUGGGGCUGGUCCUGGCCACUGAUGGGAACUACAACCCUGCUGACAUCUCAGCAGAGAGCGUGGCCCUCUGGAUCAACACACUGGCUGGUGCCUCCACUGUCUUCGGGCUGUGGUCCCUGGGCAUCCUCUUCCGACAGGCCCGGCUGCACUUAACUGAGCAGAAUAUCAAAGCCAAGUUUGCCUGCUUCCAGGUCCUCCUCAUCCUGACGGCACUGCAACCUGCUAUCUUCAGCAUCCUGGCCAACAAUGGCAGCAUCGCUUGCUCACCGCCCUUCUCCUCCAAGGCCAGGUCACAGCAGAUGAACAUGCAGCUGCUGAUCCCUCAGACCUUCAUCUUGGUGGUGGUGACGCGGAUAUACUACCGCAAACAGGACGACAAGCCAGGUUACCAGCCUGUUAGCUUUGGACCUGCAGGCACUGACGUCAAGGUGUGAGCAGAAGGAAGCAAAGAGGCUGCCGAGGGGCAGAGUGAGAUUGGGUGACUGGUCUGCCUUGUACAACCAUCUCCUCUGGCCCUGUGGAACUGCUGGCAGCAGAGGAGGCAGAGGGUGAAAGGGUGCCUCAGUGUGGGGUGAAAUGUUCUGAACCCUGAAGGCCACAAGGCAAAAGGAUCUGUGAAGCCACCUCCAGUCCAGGCGGCUCUUAUUUGUCACUGAAUAAAGAUUA